Molecule: messenger RNA, 1462 nt
Organism: Suillus discolor
Lineage: Eukaryota; Fungi; Basidiomycota; Agaricomycetes; Boletales; Suillaceae
Product: phosphatidylethanolamine-binding protein
Exons: 7
Coding region: 123-1322 (399 amino acids)
Source: RefSeq, a predicted model, not a curated record
GUGCUUCCCAGAAAUUUCCUUUUCCGGAGUCAAGAGAAAUUUCACUCACUAGUUUUAAAUUAAAAUUGAGCCUUUAUUACCUUCUCUUCGAAGGAGUAGGCCGGCUGACUAUUCCCGUCGUAAUGCUAGCCCUACGCCGCGUCCAACCCUGGGCUGUUGGUUUUGCGCAGCGAAGUGCGACAAAACAAGUAGCCCUCGCAUCGACAGCUGUAGACACUGACGGCUCGCAUUCUCAGUCAUCCGGCGAACCCGUGGCACCACAAAAGCAUCCUCGGGCAAUUAGAACACGUCGGCCUAGAAUUUCGCUGCAACAUCCGCGUGAAUGGAAUAGGCCUCUCGCAUUCGGUGUUCUUCCUGCGUUCGAUGAAGCACUGAAGGUCAUCAAAGAAGAUUCAAUGGCGCUCAAGGAUGAAGUAACGGCUUUGGAGGGAGCCAUUGCGCGUGAAAAGGAGACACCUCAGCCUGACCAGCACGCGCUGCGGAUGAUGGAGGACAAGCUCAGAAUUCUAGAAGUGCAGAGCGAGAUAAAUUUUCCUCAAGUGAGGUGGAAAUGUGCUAAUGGAAUGGCGGACAUGUCUAAAGCCGUGGACAGGCACCUUUUGGAGCAGCGGUGGAGGAAAGAAGGUGCAUUAGAUUUGUUGAUGGAACGUAUCCACCAGAUGAAGGUCGUGCCGGACGUUCUGCCUGAUAUCCAUCCCUCGCUGGACCUCAGGGUCAACUUCCCAAAAGUCAAGUCGAAUGCAGGGCUUCAGGCUACGGUUUCAAAGGCCGUGUACGAGCACGUUGAACCAGGAGUAUUUCUUCUUCCAGAACAGACUGUGGAGCCUCCUAAGAUAUAUACAACUGUUUUUCAUCCAGAGGAGCGACUAUAUACUCUUUUAAUGAUCGAUCCGGAUUUUCCUGAUGAGACCAAUAAAACAUUCCAGACGUAUCUACAUUGGCUUCAACCGAAUAUCCCUCUUUCGAGCGUUUCUCCCUCCCCAGUGCCAAACCUGAACACCCACACUGCCUAUAUACCUCCUCACCCGCAACGUGGAACUAACUACCACCGCUAUACCGUUCUACUCCUACCCCAACACUCCCGUCUAUCUAUUCAUAUGGUUGCGAAGGACAAGCGUACAGGUUUUGACGUAAGAGCAUUUAUGGAGAAACAUGGCCUAGAUAAGAAUGUAGGCGGAGGUGUCCAUAUGUGGCGAGAGGUUUGGAGUGAAGGAGUUCCCGCGGUUUACAAGGAGAUACUCAAAACUGCGGAGCCGAAGUUCGGGAGGAUGCCCAAAGCAGACCGAUAUGGGGAUUUUAGAGGGAAGAAGCGGUAUGUGUAACCACUCGACAGCGUGUCCUUCGGUGAUUGCCAGGGAAGCAAUACCUCAUAACUCUGAAACUCAUUGAUCCAAGUGAUCCCCGUUGAUUCCUCCUCCCACGCGAUGAAUUCAUAUAUGUUUUAUACAAAGACCGAUUCUUC